This is a messenger RNA of Perca flavescens (yellow perch), 2811 nucleotides long. RefSeq names its product carnitine O-acetyltransferase b (gene cratb). Gene Ontology annotation, biological process: carnitine metabolic process, CoA-linked. The transcript is spliced from 15 exons. Gene Ontology annotation, cellular component: peroxisome. NCBI's taxonomy places the organism in Eukaryota, Metazoa, Chordata, Actinopteri, Perciformes, Percidae. The coding region runs from base 348 to 2201 and encodes 617 amino acids. The record is from RefSeq and is a predicted model, not a curated record. Gene Ontology annotation, molecular function: carnitine O-acetyltransferase activity.
CAGCUCUGACGUAGCUGUUUACAGAAACAAUUUUACGUCAGCACGUGCGAAGGCUUGUAGCUCACUUUACUCGGUACGCGAAUCUUUGCACGCUCGCAGUUUGAAGGAACAAUACACGGAGGGGUUUGACUUUUCCUACGUGCACUGAUGUUGUCCAACUAGAAUCCAUCGAGCGACUCUCAUCUACAUCCACCAUGAAGAAAAAGUAGUAGGAGGGAUCUCUUCUUCUUCCUUUUGAUGCGCUCACUCUGUGGAGAAAGUUGUGCAAAAAGUCAUCAGAAUAUAUAGCCCAAGCUGCUUUUUGUAACACAGAUGCAACACAGAGUGGAUUUCUGAUUUAAGAAAACAUGAUUUUGAGGAAAAUUCAACCAGGAUCCUGCAAAGCAUGGCUGUCUCGGGUUUCGUUGAGGCAGGAGCUGUGUUUCUCCUCCUCCGUGCCCCCCCAGCCGGUGCCUCCUCUUGUCCAGACCCUGCAGACGUACCUGAGGAGCCUGGAGCCCCUGCUGCCCCCUGAGGAGCUCAGCCACACCCGCAGGAUGGUGCAGGAGUUCGGCAGACCGGGUGGCCUCGGCGCACGGCUGCAGGAGGCGCUGGAGAAGAGAGCCAGAUACACCAAGAACUGGAUCUCACCCUGGUGGGUACAGUGGGCUUACUUGGAGAGCAGACAGCCGCUGCCUGUGCACUCAAACCCGGCCAUCUCUCUGCCCAGGAGAGAUUAUAACGGCUGGAGGAGCCAGUUAGUGUUUGCAUCCAAACUGAUAGCAGCAGUGCUGGACUUCAAGGCCAAAAUCAACACCGGCCAGCUGCCGGUCGAGUACAUGCGAGGCAUGCCUCUGUGUAUGGAGCUCUACCCGCUCCUCUUCUCCUCCUGCAGGAUCCCCGGUCCCAAACACGACUACAUCGCUCACCACGGACGCUCCCGGCACUCUCCAACACACAUCACGGUUGUCAGGAACUACCAGUUCUUCCAGUUGGAGGUUUAUAACAGCGACGGCUCCCGGAUGACAGAGAGUCAGAUCCACAGCCAGCUGCUUAGGAUCAGGUCUCAGUCCUGGAAGACGGACAAAGAGCCCAUGGGCAUCCUGACCAGCGAGCACCGUCACACCUGGGGAGAGGCCUACAACCGGCUGCUGAAAGAUAAACUAAACAAGGAAUCAGUGCGGCUGAUAGAAACGGGACUUUUCUCCUUGUGUCUGGAUUCUCCGGUCAUGAGGAUAUCAGAUGAAAAGUAUGCCAGCCGCAAAGCAGCGCAGGUUCUGCAUGGAGGCGGGACGUUCUCCAACAGUGGCAAUCGCUGGUUUGAUAAAACACUGCAGUUUGUGGUGGGCGAGGACGGCUCAUGGGGUCUCCUGUAUGAACCAGCCACAGCGGAGGGUCCACCCAUAGCAACACUGCUGGAUCAUAUCCUUGAGUACUGUGAGAAACCAGACCCAAAGAGAGCGCCGCUGGUCCCUCUACCAAUGCCCAAGAAGCUUUACUUUCACAUAGACCGAGAGAUUAAGAGGGACAUAGAGCACGCCAAGCAGAACCUUGAUAUACUGAUCAAUGACCUCGACGUCAACGUGUUCAACUUCAAGAGGUUUGGCAAAGACCUUCCUAAGCAGCACAACCUGAGUCCAAACUCCUUCAUCCAGGUCGCCCUGCAGCUCGCCUACUACAGAGUCCACAAUGAGGUCUGUCCUGCCUGUGAUAUCGCCUCUCAGAGGAUGUUUCGAGGAGGAAGGACAGAAUAUAUCCGCUCGCCCACAAAUCAGACGCUGAAGUUCAUUCUUGCCUUCAAUGAUCCGUCUGUAUCGCGGGAAGCAAAGCUGCAGCUGUUCAGAGAAGCUGUUGAUGCCUAUACAGCUCUGACUCUUCAGGUACUUAAAGGACAUGGCAUUGACCACCACCUGCUGGGACUCAAGCUGCAGGCCAUUGAGGAAGGCCUGAGCAUCCCCAAAGUCUUCAUGGAUACAGCUUACGGCCUUGCAACACACUGGAAACUCCGAACGGGGCAGGUGCCUGCGAACACAGACAGCGUGAUGUGUUUCGGGCCCCUCGUUCCUGACGGUUAUGCAAUUUGCUACAACCCCCAGGCAGACCACGUCCACUUCUCCAUCACCGCCUUCAACUGCUGCGAGGAGACACAUGCGGAGACAUUAGCUCUCACCCUGAAGGACACUUUGUGUCAGCUACAGGAGCUACUGCAGCCCACUGUGUAGAGCUGCACAACAUUUUGUAAACGUCUUGCUGAGGCUUGUUUUGGAUGUUCUCUUGUGCAUGUAACGCUUCACUAGAGCGGUUAAAUCUGAGAGUUUUGAAGAGUGAGCACGGUGUCUUUGAGUUGCUUCUGGUGCUUUUUUAAAGCUUUUGAUGAAGCAAAAAAACACUUUCCUUUUCUAGCAAGAGCUGAGCAAGCAAGCUGCAUUAUAUUUGCUACAGUGGUUAAAGUUAAAGGGCAUCUAAUGCUACAAAAUGUCUGAGUGAAGCAAAACAAAGUCAACUUGACACUCCAUUAUUAAUCAGAACAAGCCAAAACAUUUGUGUUUAAACUAACUUCACUCCUGUCAAGACAUGACCAUGAUUGAUAUGUUGCACUGCCAUCAGAGUUAAUCGCCAAAUCUUUAUGGAAACCAUUAAUUGUGUAGGUUAACAUGUCUGUUGCUGGUUAUUAAUGGUGACAGUGUAAUGAAGUUACAGGUGCUUUUGUCUCGUUUGAGUUGAGCGACCUGAUCUUCAGGAUGUAUUUACUGUAUGUUGAAAUGAAUGUUGAGAAGCUAGUGUUAUGCUCUCAACCUGCAGGAUUGGUUAAUAAAGCCUGCUAUUGCAUGA